UAAGAGAAAGAGAAAGAGGGAGAAGCAGGGGAACGCUGAAAACCAAAGGGAGAGAAAAAGGGAGACGUCUGGAAAGGGAGACGUUAUGGGAUAAGCACAGGUAAACCCAGCGGAAGAGCAAGAGAGAAAGAAUGACGUUCAGGAGCAAAAGAGGCUGGACGAUCGGGAAGGAAUAAACGCGAGGGUGAGCGAGUGGGAGAGAGAAGGAGAGGAGGAGCGAGCGAGUGAGAUAAGCUGUUUUGUGCGAACGUGUGUGGAACACGAGUGGAGUAGAGGUAGGGGUCCAAGCUCGAGCUAACAGCGGCGUGCUGGGAGGAGGCGGCAGAGGCGGCGGCCAUGUUGCUUAUUCCAAGUGAAGAGAGAACGAUUCGAGAGAGACUCGGUGAGGCUGCUUCGUUUGUGCUUGCAGCGACCCAAACUUCGGUGGCUUAAUACUCACUUGUUACGGCUGCGCCAACUUUCAGGUAGCGAACAGUUUUAUUUAAAGUCUUAAUUGCCACGCCAACAAUAGGAAAAGCAAGUUUUCCAUAGUUCAUCGGCCGGGAAAGUUGUCUUCUGUGUGAUCGCGUGCGUGUGCGACGGCAACGUCGUCGUCGUCAUCGUCCUCGUCGUGGUUGCGCGCGCGAGUCAAGAUGCGAGUGUGUGUCUGAAGCCGGUGCCGCGGUUGGGAUUACGAGGAGGACACGGACAGGCCGAGUAAGCGCGGCUUCCGAGGAGUGCGGACGUGUGUCGCGGAGCGUCGAGUGAUGUGUGAAGAGGAAACGCGCGCAGAGUGACCGUCGGCGAUGCCCGAGGCUCGUGAUGUCUAUGUAAUGACGUGCGCGUUGUGAAAAUUCGCGAUGUAUGCCACCAGGUGAACAGACCACGCGACAUCCGACAACUCUUUGCCCGCGCGCGCGCGCGCGCGUGAGAUUCAACCGCAUCUUCGUUUGCGAAUUCGCCAGUUUCGUCCCUGGAGACACUCGCAAGUAGCGCGAAAGGACGGGCCCCCGUGGAGGGUGCCCUUGUCGAGAGAGAACAGCCCCGAUACCAGCGAAUCCGCUGAGAAUUCGUACGCCUCGGCCCACGACGCAGGUGGUGACACUAUCAUCCGUUGAGAUGUGAUCCGGAACACAGGAGGGACGCUCAGUAGUUUGUAGUUGGUCCCCAUCCCCCCUCUAUUACCCCACCCCAGCCCCCUCGCGACCUCUACCACCUACUACUCUACCACCACCUCCCUCCCUCGCCUCCCCCCGCAACACAUACGCGCGCGCGAUAAUCCACCUCACCUCACCGGCAAAGCAACCACCGAUCAACGGCUCUUCUCGGAUGCGUCGGCUACUGUAUCCACGCGACGAGACUUUUCCCCAUCUAAUGCGACCUUAACGAGUCCUUCCCGUCCAUUUUUCUUGGGUUAAUAACGUGCCAUACAAAUCUCAACGCAACCUGUGAUACGAUACCCGAUGACUUAAACUGUCCAAUCACGUAGACGUAGACAUUUAGUCGAAAAUUAGAUCGGGCUGUGGACAGCUUUAAACUGUCGGUCGAAACAGUAACAGAACUACGAUUUCUGAAGAAAGAACGCGAGGCAGCUGAACUAUUUGUGUGAACACACAAUACCACGAGAGAAAAGGACUGGAAGACGGCACUGGAGAAUGUCGACGUGUACUGACGAAGCCGAUAACGCACCCCUGCACAUGCAGGAGGCUCUGUCUCCGGUGCAGGAGGCACCAGUCUCGCCGGCGUCCUCCUCUCUGAGCAACCAAAAUCAAAAUGAGAGCGAGCAGCAGGUACUGCUGGCGACGAUGCAGCCGGUGAACGUGCUCGACCUGCACGAGCCGCCGGCCGUGCACACGCUUCACCCCAAGUACCACCAUCACCAUCACCGCCACCACCAUCAUCACCACCAUCAUCACCACCAGCAGCAGCAACAACAGCAGCAACAUAUCCAGGGUGACCCGGAUGACGUUCAACAACGCGCUCCGGACGAUCCGGAUGGCCGGGUGACCCCCGGCGCCGAGACAGCCGCAGGCAACGCGGCCCUCGGCGUUGGCGAGCACAAGAUGAUCGAUCUCAUCUACAACGACGGUCAGAAAACGGUCAUGUAUACUCAUGAUAAGGAAAUCAUCUAUGAGAAUGAAGCGGACCGCGUACAAGUGGUCGAAUAUCCACCGCCACCGCCGUCGCCGCCAUCUCCGUCACCUCCGUCAGCUGUAACGAGAGCGACAGGCUUGUUGCCGCCAACCUGCGUCACUCCCAGGUCCGCUUCGGCGGCGACCGCGACUGCCCUGCAUCUGCAUCAUUAUCCGCAAUUACAACUGCAGCAUGAGGACGACCUGCCGCCGACGGUGCGCCACGCGGUUAGCGCAACGGUGCCGAAUUGCGGCUCCGCGACCACCACGACGACGGUCCUGGUACUGUCAGAGCUCGUCGCCGCGGAUCCAGCCUCCGGUGCGGCCGCAGCUGCCCAACAACUGACGCUCACCGCCGCCGCCGCUGCAGCGUCUCUGCGUGCCGGGCGACGCAGCCGCAGCGAGGAGGACACCAACGGCAACGUCGUCAGCGACGACGCGCAGCAGCAGCAGCAACAGCAACAAGGUUACGUAUCGGGUCAGCGUGAGCCGGAAGAGGAGGAAGAGCUGGGGGCAGAAGAGGCGGCGGCCCAGGCGGCGCAGUCCCUGCAGAGCGGCGCCGAGGGCGCCGAUCCGGAAGUCCACAAAAGGGUCGCCGCUGUGCAGGUGCAGGUGCAGGGUAUGGAGGGCGACUGGCGCGCCUACUGCGAGCAUCCGCUCUCCGUGGCGACUGCGGCAAUGCUAAACUUGCAGCAGCAGCACCAGGUGUCGGCGGUAGCCAGCCAUGGAGACGAUCCCUCCGCGUCCUACGUUUAUGAGUACUACAAACUACCCGAGAAAACAGCAGCGGACGUCAAGCUGCCGCCCACGCACGAGCUCUGGCCUACGGGUGUGAUGGGCCAGAAGCUGCUGGUGCAAGAGGCGCCUGGCUCUGGUUCCGGCUCGACGAAUCGCAUGGAAGGCGGCGAAGGCGCCGGAGGAGGGGAGCUUCACCACUUCCUCCAUCAGUACAACCAGCAGUCCCACAGUCCCGGCCAGAGCCUGCAGGGUGGCCUUCCGCUUCCGCUGAGCCCGCAGUCCCUGCGACACGACGGUGCCUCGAGCGCCGGCAUCGCCGGGGUCAAGAGGGAACCAGAGGACCUCAGCUCGUCGCGCGGCGGCCAGCAAUCCAGCAAACGGCACAAACAGGCGCAGCCGGACAGUCCGACACCGCCGGGGAUGUACCAUCAUCAUCAUCAACAGCUACAGGUGCAGCAAUACGGCAGUCCCUACGACCCCUACUCAUCCUGCAGCCCGCGGUUGCAGUCGGCCGCGUACACCUCCACGUCGGCGACCGGGACAGCGAAUGCGGCGAACCAAGGCGGCCUCCAUCAGGAGGCGACGACGGUCUACGUCGCAGGCGACACUCUACCGCCGCUCGCAUCGUCGAGCGCGCCCUCGUUGUCUACCACGACCGCUUCGUACACGAGGUACGAGGUUGUGCCGAGCUCAUACGCUACGACACACGCGAUACGCUCGUCAUCGAGCAGCAGCAAAGUGCUGACCGUUGAUCUUCCCAGCCCCGACUCCGGUAUAGGCGCCGACGCGGUCACACCCAGGCAGGACCAUCAUCCGCCCACGGCGCUUCAUCAGUCCUCGUUCGAUUACACGGAACUAUGCCCCGGCGGGACGACAGCCGGAGCGGCGGUGGUCCUCGAGAGCGGCGCCGUGAUACACCACCAACCCCUGCAGCUACAGCUGCAACAGAGCCACGCGCAAGCACAGGUGCAACGAAGCGGUCUCGUGUCCGCAGGUGCGACGAAUCCAAAUCCGAAUCCGAACCCGCCGAGGUCGCGGCCUUGGCACGAUUUUGGCAGGCAAAACGACGCCGACAAGAUACAGAUACCGAAAAUUUACUCGACCUACGGAUUUAAGUACCACCUGGAGUCGCCAAUCAGCACGUCGCAGCGACGCGAGGACGACAGAAUAACGUACAUCAACAAGGGCCAAUUCUACGGGAUCACGUUGGACUACGUGCCCGAUCCUGACAAGCCACUCCUCAAGGCAGGACAGACAGUCAAGAGUGUGGUAAUGUUGAUGUUUCGCGAGGAGAAGAGCCCGGACGACGAGAUCAAAGCUUGGCAGUUCUGGCAUGGUAGACAACACUCCGUCAAGCAACGAAUUCUCGAUGCUGACACAAAGAACAGCGUCGGCCUAACAGGCUGCAUAGAGGAAGUCGCGCACAAUGCGAUUGCCGUUUACUGGAACCCACACGAAACGUCGGCGAAGAUAAACGUGGCGGUGCAGUGUCUCAGCACCGAUUUCUCGAGUCAGAAGGGCGUGAAAGGUCUACCGCUGCAUAUUCAGAUCGACACGUAUGAGGAACCGCCACCCCACACGCACACUUACACGCCGCCUUCCCAUCGCGGCUACUGUCAAAUUAAGGUCUUCUGCGAUAAGGGAGCGGAGAGGAAGACUCGCGACGAGGAGAGACGCGCGGCCAAGAGGAAGAUGUCGGCGACCGGCAGAAAAAAGCUCGACGAGCUUUAUCACUCCGUCACGGAGCGCAGCGAGUUUUACUCCAUGGUCGAUCUGCACAAACCGCCGGUGCUGUUCUCGCCGCCAGCCGAGCACGCCAUCGACAAGUUCUCGACGAUGGAGUUGUCGGGCUUCUACGGUGGUGGCGGCGGCGGGGGCGGUGGUGACACCGACACCUCGUCCCUCAGUAACGGUGAAAGUGGAGGAUUGAAGGCGGGGGGUAGCAGCCCCUAUCCGGCAUGCGGCAGACCCAGCUUGCCGGCCCUCAAGUUCCACAACCACUUUCCGCCCGACAAUCUCAGUAGUCUACACGACAAGAAGGACUCGUUGCUGAUGCAGGUGCAGGAACUGCAGGGCUCGGUGCUGCAGGGGGUACAACAGGCCGGUCUCACGGGCACGGUGGUGUCCAGCGUUGGCAAUCGACUGCAUUUACAACAGCAGCCUCAACACUUGCGCCCUGCUGACGCCGAAGAACGCGUAAUGCUAUACGUACGUCAGGAGUCGGAGGAUGUCUAUACACCACUGCAUGUCACACCGCCGACAGUUCAAGGACUGCUCAAUGCUAUUGAGUCAAAGUACAAAAUUGCAUCCUCGAGUAUUAAUAACCUCUAUCGCAAAAACACAAAGGGAAUUACAGCGAAAAUUGAUGACGACAUGAUCCGGUAUUACGUCGAUGAGGACCUAUUUCUGCUGGAGGUGAGCCACUCGCGGAUCAAUCCGGACCCGAGCGGCGAUCGCAAUCCGAACAAUCCGGGCUCGCCGAGCGACCCCAACGACCCGGGAGAUCCUCCCACCACGGCCGGGUACGACGUCACUCUCAUCGAGCUGCCCUCAUCGCCGCCGCAUCUACCGCAUUCACCUCUCGCCAACUCCGCGCACGCACAUACGCACGUGCACGACAACGGCAACACGUGAACUCGAGAACAGAGGGAGUUCAUUCUCAAUCGUGUAUAUAAUAUACGCCUGUGAGUAGGCGACUGUCGCGAGGAACGCUCGUUCGGGAGAGCUGAAUAUAAUGAUCAUCACUGGAUGGAGUCUUCCGCGUCGCGUUGAAGACAAUUCUCGUACGGCUUCAGCGGGCAACGGCCUCGUCAGGAACGUUCGUCGCCUCAGGAGGCAACGAGAGAUGACGACGAGAGGCGACGUGCUAAUCAGCUUUCGGCGACGACUUUAAGAGAGUAAGAAAGAAGGAGAGGUAUCAAGAGGACACCGCGGGACAUCGGACCUCAAACGAUUUCGAACAUCAGACGUCGCUUCAGCUUGGGCUCCGUUCGUGUAAUCAUACUAUAACGUUAUAGACCGAGCCGAGAUGUAUUUUCUUUUCUCUUUUUCGUAAUAUGGCUAGACGGACGGAUAGUUUUCAGGACGUUUGACGGAUACACUUGGUUAAUUAUCGUCUGAGUUUUUUAAGGCUUGUAAGGGCUCAUAGACGUGCGGGCUUCGACUCGGCGAGCAAGUCGAAUGUGCAAGAGUACACAUACACGUCGCUACGGCCGCGUACGAAGCGACUCGUUACUUUAUAUUGUUUGUUUUCGCUCUGUAAACAAUUUAUGUCGAUGGUUAUAAGCUUAGGAUACACGAUGCGUCGCGCGACAAGCGCGAGCGCCAUGUAAAUCAAUCAAAAUUGAUUUAAGAAAGCCCCAGAGAAUAUGUUAAGUAUGCGUAUGACGUAUAUAUGUAGGUGUGUAUGAGACAUGAACCACUCACUCUUUACUAAUUCGUACGUUAGCCGAUGUACGGGCUCUUAAUUUGUUCGCGUGUUUUCUCUUCAAUGAAGAAACAACGCACGUCGCAUUUACUGCGUUUGUCGGUAUUAACUCCGCGAAUUAUCACCUCGAAAGCCGACAACUCGUAUAUACAUCACAAUGCGCGUGUUGCAAUUCCACGAUAAACAAAUAACAUUUCGACGCGUAUUAGUCAACGACACGGGAAAUCGUUGCUUGCCCUGUCGUGCCUCUCUGCAUCUACACUUGACCCUCGUCAGUAAAAAAAUUUAGACGCGCGAUUUGUUGAUCCCGCUAAAUUGUGCGAAAAUAUAACAAACACCUGGAUCUCAUCGGAGAAGUUAAUACUCGUAAAAGAUAGUCAGACAUUACACGGUAAUAAAAGAGCAAUUUUUUUUCUGCUCGCUCGAAUCAAAAUCGAAAUUGCACUUUUACUUUCAGAUUUACCUUUAGUUUGAGAUAUUCGGUCAAAUUCUGCAUCCAGAAAGUUACAUAAGAAAAUUUAGAUUCGAAAUUUUAUAUACAGAAUGUCUAUCAGUGACGGUGGCUAUUGUUUGACAACUGAAGAUGCGAGCGGCGCGGAGAUAAUUGUUUUUCGAUGUGUCGGGAGAGCAUGUUGUAACGCGUGUCUCUAAGAAACGUUUACAGAGCUCGUCUCAAGCGUCGCGCGCACUGAUUCGCUAAUCUACUUUUAUUAAUAUCCCAAAAUGUGGUUGUUUAAGAAAUGAUAGAUGCCUUUUUACUCAGUUUGAUGUGAUCUAUCUGCGUACAUGUGUCGAAGUGUCUUGUGUCGGAUUUAAAAAUUUGAUUCGGCGAUUAAGAAAUUAGAUUUAGCGACGUAUUGAUAGAUCAAAAUUGACAAUCGAUAACAUAGAGAAACGGUCAUUCCUUCAUCAGAAGAAGGACGGUCUCAACUUUCAAAUGCAACUUAUCCCGUGUCACUAUGACUUUUCUACGCGGAGGUAUCGACAAGCGGCAAAUCCGUUAGAACCAUCGACAAUGUUGUGUAAAUAUAAAUGUAAUUAAAAGAAUUGUAAAGUUUCCAUCAUCGAUUGUCUAUGUUGUGAUAAUCAUGAAAGUCUCUCUGGAAACUUUUGCAAAUCGUAUAGUAAAGUUGCCGUCAAAUUUGCGUACACCUAUCUGGGUGAUUACAUCACGCGCCCGGUGAAAAACGGAUGCCGGACGCUAUUUUGACGAAAAAUCGACAUAAGAACACAAAAAAAUUUUUUUCGACACUUUAUACUCAAUUUGCACACGAAGUCAUCGAAAAAUUUUGAAUACCGGGCAAGUUACCGAACUACCACGCUACGUAUCCAAGUUCAGACAGUUUUUUUUUUUCUUUUUCUUAAUACUACAAACAGAAUUGAUUAGAAGGUUGUACUUAUUUAGCAAUCAACUCGGAACUAAAUAGAGUUAGCGCUAAAUUCUACGAUGAUCUCACGCUGUGAUCGGAGGAGACUAUUGCCGUUUGUUACAUCGCGUAACCCAAAGACACGGACGAGAUUAAGAAACCCGCGUUUCCGAUCGGGAAUCGUAAGUAGCUUCACUAAUAGCUCUCCCCGGUAAAAAAGUUAAUCGAUAGUUUCUUCCCAUCUACCCCGUCGUUAACGAGACUUUUUACAGUUUCUUAUUUGCGAGCGUUGCGACGUGUCAACGCGCGUAACUCACGCGAUUGCACCAAGACGUUGCGCAGUUAUAUAAUGUAUCAUCUACCACUCGUCGCGCGAAUAAUCCCCCGUCUCAGGCGGAAAUAAUCGCGCGUCGGAAAAGAAUCCGUAGGCAGAUCGCCCCCAUUCUUCUCGCCGCAUUCUCUGCCGCGCGUCACUCACUCGUAAUGGCAUCGAGGAGCCACGACUUUAUUCUAAGUCUUAAGACUAAUAAGAGUAACACAUAAUCAUGCUAUAAUCCAUAUCCGUAGUGUAAUCUCUUGCAGGAUCCCGGUCCAGACGUUAAGCGAUAAGACAGCAAAUCGAUAUCUCGGAACUAGAACGAUCGAUAUUGUUUCUUUCUAAAGAAAAAGAAACGUGUCGUUGAUUUCGUCGCGGAAUGAUCGUCUUAUUUUUGAAGCAUAGAAAGACAUAGUUCCAAAUGUCUUUUUAUAAAGAAUUGCUAAAAUAUCAUCGUGUCAUUCGGAUAAAUUAAAAGAAUCGCUCAAGGUCAGCGGUCCUUCUACUUCCGAGGCGUUGAUUCGAAACCCGUGCGGGCUGGAAGCUCGCAUUGAUUACAGCGAGAACGAUCUAAUCGAGAGAUAAUGAGAUCGCGAUAUCGUCGACGCGCGUCCCACAGACGCGAGAGACGACCGUAAGCGAUACCAGUACCAAUAACCUGUGGUUAUGUAGUUUGUAGGGUGAAGUAACGUUAAUGUGCCACCGGUGAAAGCGAGCCACUUGCCAGCUUACGUCGCGCAAUCGUGCGGCACGAUUGUGCGCGUAUGCAAUAUAUAAACGCACACACGCGAAUCAUACAAAAGAAAGAGAGAGAAAGAGAGACGUACGCGUACAUCGAUCUACCGCACGUCCGCAUUCACGAGCAUACACACACACACACAUAUACACAUACACGAAAACGAACACAAGAGAACGUACAAACACUUGUUGUCAGUUACGUCAGAGACGUUAGAUUAGAGCGGAAUAAUCACGACACACACUUCUCUUGUUUUGCGUUAAUCAUACGUACGUACGUACACCGAUAUCAAAGCAACGAUCAAAAUACGCUUGUAAAAUGCAUUAUAUUAUUGAGUAUUUGUAUACUUGAGGACUAUUUUGUUACAUUUAUUGCAGACAUCAUAUAUAGAUUGAUAUUAUUAAUAUUAUGGAUUUUAUUCUACUUAAGACAUAUAUUAUUAUAUAUUAUUAUUAUAUAUUAAUAUUAUUAUUUUUAUACACGAGAUGUGCGUGUCUGUACUGGGUGAGAAUACGAGUACUAGAGAAAGAAAGUUGGAAAGCGAGAAAGGGAUCGAGAGAAAGAGCGCGUAUGUAUGAGAUAACCCGGAAUGCCUGUGUAGGAAAAUGCCGCAAGAGAAAAGGAGAUAGAUAUAGAUAGAGAAAAAGCAAGAAAGAAAAAGAGAGAGAAAGUGAGAAAGAGAUAGAUCUACAGACCGAAAUUGUUGGUUAGCGCUUUGGUCCAUGACAUUUUUAUGUAUAAUCACAAUAUCCUCUCCCCUCCAUCAACCCAUACCCUCCAACCGCUGCCGUUGCAUCUCGAAAUGAGGCGGAAGAUACGACUCGUUACGUGGACAAACGGCUGGGUCAUCAAGCCAUUUUAUUGUAAUAGUAUCACCUUUAUUAUCCAUUUUUACACGAUUAUUAAUAUUAUUACUUACGUUAUGAGAGCCGUGGAUGAGUCGGCGUCGCGAGGGGACGUCGAGCGCGCGAUCGGAUGAUAUCGCCGGUUGCCCAGCGAGAAUCGCGUCGUCAGUCUCACCGUUUCCGUAUUUCCGCGUUUACGGAACUUGCCGAAAUCUCCGCGUGGUGUACUCGCGUACCUGGGUCGCGCGAUCGCGGUCCCGCCGCGACGAUCUCUCCAGACCGUCCCGAUAUCAUAAGCUUAAAACAACGACGUAAAACAGCGACGUGAAACGAGAGCCAGCGGGCUUUAGGUUUACUGUUAGAAAUAGAAGAAUGCAUAAAAGCCGUUAUUGCCCGGCAGAACAACCGGGUCGAGAUUGUCGCAAUCAAUUUGGUAGCGAGAAGCCGUGAAGGGUAGGAUGAGAGAAGAUCCCGAAAGUACGAACGUUUUUCUUCCGUCGCGUUGUCUUGCCAUCGUGAGAUUGUGCCAGAGGUGAUAUUAUAUUAUAUUACGAUGUUCAUUACAACAAUAAAUAUUAUAUUAGUACGUUUUAUAAA
Molecule: messenger RNA, 10137 nt
Organism: Odontomachus brunneus
Lineage: Eukaryota; Metazoa; Arthropoda; Insecta; Hymenoptera; Formicidae
Gene: grh
Product: protein grainyhead
Exons: 15
Coding region: 1635-5483 (1282 amino acids)
Biological process (GO): regulation of transcription by RNA polymerase II
Cellular component (GO): nucleus
Molecular function (GO): RNA polymerase II cis-regulatory region sequence-specific DNA binding; DNA-binding transcription activator activity, RNA polymerase II-specific
Source: RefSeq, a predicted model, not a curated record